Messenger RNA from Carassius auratus (goldfish), 2196 nucleotides. Its product is annotated as zinc finger and BTB domain-containing protein 12-like. Lineage: Eukaryota; Metazoa; Chordata; Actinopteri; Cypriniformes; Cyprinidae. The record is from RefSeq and is a predicted model, not a curated record. Gene Ontology annotation, molecular function: RNA polymerase II cis-regulatory region sequence-specific DNA binding; protein binding; DNA-binding transcription factor activity, RNA polymerase II-specific. Gene Ontology annotation, biological process: regulation of transcription by RNA polymerase II. Bases 307 to 1917 code for a protein of 536 amino acids. The transcript is spliced from 5 exons.
UGAGAUUCUAAAUUUCCUGUUAACUUUUCUUAUUUCAUUUCAUCCUACAAAUUUUUGCUGUAAUUGUUUAAAAACACAAGGAGUACAGCAGAAAAUGUGUAGUAGGAAUGACCGAGAUCAGACACACAGAGACCGCAGACUUCUGUGAACAGAUCCGUGCAAAGAGUGUUUUGGUUUGGUGUUUGCGCUCGUGCGGAGAUGUGGAGCUGGACUGAUCUCUAGACAUCAUAAAUGUGAUAAGUUAGUAUUGUUUUAUUUUAGGAUUACUGAUUUCUCCUCACCAAAUCGCUCAACUGUAGUAGAAACAUGGAUGUGGUGAGUUUCCGUUUGCCUUCUCAUGGAGACACCGCCCUGAGUAACAUGAACUUCCUGCGGACACAGCAGCACUUCUGUGACGUCACCAUCGUGGCGGGAGGCAGGCGCAUGUUCAGGGGUCACAAGGUCGUGUUGGCUGCUUGCUCUGCGUUUCUCAGGGACCAGUUUCUCCUGAACCCCUCAGCAGAGCUACAGCAGGUGUCGAUGUUGCACAGCUCGGCGGUGGUGUUUGAGCUCCUCCAGUCCUGUUACACAGGGAUGCUGCAGUUCAGUGCCAAAGAGAUCGUGAACUACCUGACUGCAGCCAGCUACCUGCAGAUGGAGCAUGUGGUGGAGAAAUGCAGAGGAGCCCUGAGUCAGUACAUGCAGCCCCGGAGUCGCAGCCCCAUUACUGUGAAAUCAGAAGACCCUCAGUCAAUGCUAGUGAUUGUCAGUGGAAGUACCCAUUCAUUGGGAUCCAUUUCGUCCCCUUCUGAUACGGCGUCACUGCAUCCUCACAGUUCAGGAAAGGAGCUCCAGGCUGCUGAUGCAGAACUCUCCAACAUCUCUCACAAAGAUGACAGAGAUUUGACCAUGCACCAUGUUAAAGGAUCAGAUGCAUCUGGUCAUUUCGAGGGAGAGGACGGGUCUGAGAGUGAUGUCUUUCAGGUGCAGAUCAAUGAUGAACAUCAAGACCCAGAGAAGACCUCUGGUGCUGAGGAGGAAGACAGAGAAGCUGUUGUCAUGUUGGAUGAUCACGGUCAGAUGGAUGCAGGUAUAGAGGAGCACAAUAUGGAAGGGCGAGCCAAAGAGAACGGCAUCAGAGGGACGGGUCGCACGUGGAGACGACGGCACGGAGAGCAAAGGGGAGGCAGAGGAAGAGGCUUCAAACACAGGAAGCGCUACACUUUCAAAGAUCGCAAGCUCAUGGGUAACUAUCAGGAGGCUUGGCGGUUCCCAACCCCUGAUGAGAUAAUGGGCAAUUUUGGAGCAGACUUUGGGGCUGAUUACCUGUCCAAUCAGCAUCUUGCAGACGGUACCGUCAGCAUUGAGUACAGGCCUGGAGAGGGACACGGAGAAGAGAUUGGCUCUGAUGGAGGUCCUGCACACUUUGGUGUGGAAGCUUCCAGCGGGGAACAGGGAAUGGGAGUCGGGACACAUACAAAUGAGCAUGGAGCUGCUGACGAGUCUGUGGCGGUGGUGGGAUCCACGUCCUGCGUAGCUGGACCAGUGGUGUGUGAGCAGUGUGGAUUAGCGUUUUCCUCAACUCAGGAUUUAGCCAUGCAUUCCCUGUCAACACACCGGCUGUACGUGUGUCCUUGCUGCGGGAAGCACUUCAGCCACUCCAGUAACCUCAAUCGCCACAUGAUCGUCCACCGUGGAGUAUCCAAGCUCCACUGCUGCCCCCUGUGCCACAAGACCUUCACUCAGAAGUCAACACUGUGCGACCACAUGAACCUGCACAGUGGAGAGCGCCCACAUGUGUGCGCGUACUGCCACGUCAGCUUCGCCCACAAGCCUGCUCUACGCCGUCACCUGAAGGAGCAACACGGAAGAACCACGGCCCAGAAUUAUCUGGAAAUGCAGCGAAACAAUGAGAGUGGUGCUGGGGACGGGGUUUAGAUCACAUUUAAAUUGGGUUAAUGAUAUCAGAAUUAACACUAUUUACUUUCUUAAUACACAUUUCUAGGUUUAUUGUGCACAAUUUAUCAGUGCACAUUAGGUAAAAGUGUAUGUCUUUGUAAUCAGUAUGUAAUAACUGUAUUGUUGCUUCAAAAUGAUUCAGAAUUGUCAAUGUGCAGCCGAACACUGCCAAAGCAUUUGAGCCUGGAGAGAAUGAAUGGCUUCAUACUCUCACAGCAACAGUUCAUCCAAUAUUAAAUCUGUUUUAUAAUUUGUUCA